AUGCCCCCGAUCCGAACCAAGAGGGAGCGCACCUCGUCCGUCCAGCCCGUCAAUAUUGAUCCCCAAUGGUCAGACGGUGACUUCUCCCUGAUCAGUAAGGACGGUACAACCUUUAAAGUGCCUUCGUAUCACCUACAAUCGGCUUCGAGCAUGCUGCUCGCCGGAGACCGACCUAGAGAGGUCACUCUUGAGGCACGAGCGGUCACGAUCAGACACUUCCUCCAGAUGGUCGGGAGUGGGAAGCCCACCUUCACGAAGAUUGAUGACUUCGAAUAUAUGGAUCAAGUGGUGGAGCUCGCAGCUUUCCUGGACAAGUACCAGUGCCACGCAGCCUUGUACAUGUUCUUCCAUUACAUCAAAACAAUUGAGCCUGUAGCUCCCCUGCUGCUAUUCAUGGUCGGCGUGCGUCUGCAACGUCCGCAGGUGUGCUCAGAGGCUCUCGAUCAAAGCCCUCAGUCGUGGCACAGCUACAGUUGCAAAGUCUACACUGGAAGCGUCUCCUGGAAAACGCCCAAGUUCGUCCAAGACUUCGACAAACUCCGGCGAACGCCACGAGCGCCCGUGGACCUCGACUCGCAGAUGCUUCUUCCGCAGGCUAUACCCUGUAAUUUGUUCCUUAGCUUCCCUCCAGAGUAUGCGUGGGCCUUGGCCGCGGGUGUCUCCUAUUACCACAAGGUCGCUCAUCAAUGCUCCGGGGCUGAGUUCCUGAAGCUAGUGAAGGUUGCGCGGGAGGCGAGAGCUCUGGCAGGGAAUACGGCUUAG
Trichosporon asahii var. asahii CBS 2479 is the source of this 762-nucleotide messenger RNA. RefSeq lists its product as uncharacterized. The record is from RefSeq and is a predicted model, not a curated record. Lineage: Eukaryota; Fungi; Basidiomycota; Tremellomycetes; Trichosporonales; Trichosporonaceae. Bases 1 to 762 code for a protein of 253 amino acids. The transcript has 2 exons.